This is a messenger RNA of Lachnellula hyalina, 396 nucleotides long. RefSeq lists its product as uncharacterized. Lineage: Eukaryota; Fungi; Ascomycota; Leotiomycetes; Helotiales; Lachnaceae. The record is from RefSeq and is a predicted model, not a curated record. The transcript is spliced from 3 exons. The coding region runs from base 1 to 396 and encodes 131 amino acids.
AUGAUCAACACAAAGAACAUUCUCGCCAUCAUUGCACUGGCUUCGUUGAGUCUCGCCCAUCCAGGAAAGAGAGAUGACGAACACAUCACACUCGGCCCUGGGCCCGUUGUUCCCAGCGGCUGCUACACCGCAACCACGACCCUCCCUUUCACCGGGCAGAUAAAUUGCCCAGUGCAGCCAGUUUGUGGACCUUACCCAGACUGUAUCUUGCACAAAGAGAUCACCGCCUUAGUACCUUGCAAGAACGACAAGUGCCCCGUCACCCCAACUGCGACGGUCACAGCAUCCGGGACUUGCCCAACGUGUCAGACCGGAUGCGCGACGGUCUUUGCGACGACUACUGCUACCACUGGAUGCUCGACGACUAGCAGUGUCACCACACCAAUUUAUUAUUAG